This is a messenger RNA of Purpureocillium takamizusanense, 1018 nucleotides long. RefSeq names its product Glucosamine-phosphate N-acetyltransferase. Gene Ontology annotation, biological process: UDP-N-acetylglucosamine biosynthetic process. The transcript has 2 exons. NCBI's taxonomy places the organism in Eukaryota, Fungi, Ascomycota, Sordariomycetes, Hypocreales, Ophiocordycipitaceae. The coding region runs from base 203 to 724 and encodes 173 amino acids. The record is from RefSeq and is a predicted model, not a curated record. Gene Ontology annotation, cellular component: endoplasmic reticulum-Golgi intermediate compartment; Golgi apparatus; endoplasmic reticulum. Gene Ontology annotation, molecular function: glucosamine 6-phosphate N-acetyltransferase activity; monosaccharide binding.
GGGCGACACUCUGCCAUCCGACGUCCUCCGCGCCACCGCGCAACGUCUCUCGAGACCAACAACAUCGCCGUCGAUCCAUCUUGUCCGCCCCCCCCCUUGCGGGGAUUUCGUGAUUCACUUGCCGCUGCAUCUUUCCCUCUGUCUCCCUCCCCUUUUACCAAUCUCGCUACGUAGACAUAGACCGAAUAAUCCACCAACAGCCAUGCCACAGCCAGCGCCGCUCUUCCCCCCGUCCCUCAUCGACGCGAGCGUGGCCGCGGCGCUGCCCUCGGGCUUCACCAUCCGCCCGCUCGCGCGCGACGACCACGCCAAGGGCUUCCUCGAGUGCCUGCGCGACCUGACCUGGACGGGCGAGCAGACGGCCGACGAGUUCGCGGCGCGCUACGACGAGCUCGACACGCAGGGCAAGGGGCCCUAUUACUACCUCGUCAUCGAGCACGAGGGCUGCAUCGUCGGCACCGGCGCCGUCAUUGUCGAGAAGAAGUUCAUCUGGAACAGGGCCAGCGUUGGGCACGUCGAGGAGAUUUGCGUCGCCAAGGGCCACCAGGGCAAGGGGCUAGGUGUGCGCAUGAUUGAGGCGCUCGACUCGGUCGCCCGCAACGUCGGCUGCACCAAGAGCAUCCUCAACUGCAGCGCUGACAAGGAGGCCUUUUACGCCAGGUGCGGGUACAAGAAGAGCGGCACCGAGAUGUUUCACGAGUUUGUCGAGGGCCACAAGCCGUGAUUCCAAUGACGAGCCGACGGGAGGAGAAGGCACACGGCAUCAGGCUGUCCUGAAUGUGAGAAAGAAGCAGCAUUACCCCACGCUCAGUGGGGUCGUCAGUGAACCAGGCUUGAAGACCUCACUCUUCCAUGUUCACAUGCAGACCCCUAGCACAACCGUUAUCUGGUGUCAAGAUGUAAGGAUCAAACUAUCGACGACUGCUGGGCAACUUAGAUACUCGACGGGGACAAGGCUUGUCAUGGAAUAGAUUUGUUUUCUUCACUCUUCAGGUCUCUAAUCCAUUCACCGCAGCGG